CCGCGCGAGCGGGUGUCGUCACGGAGCGAGCGAGCGUCGCCGUCGCAGCGCGAGUGUCGACCGCCGCCGGCGAGUCAUGGACGUUGCAUGAGCGGGCGCGAGAGCGACCGCUGGAGCCGACGGGCACGCCGGUCGUGGAUCGCGCGCCGUGGGCCCCGGGCGGCGCGGGCAUGCGCUUCGAGGGCGCAGAGCGGCGCGACGCCGUCGCCUUCCACCCGCUGCUGGCGCCGCGCCCGAGCGACUUCUCGGUGUCGGCGCUGCUGACGGCCGGCGCGCUGCCGCCGCCCCCGUACCUGCCCGCGGCGCUGGCCGCUGCUGCCGCGCUGUCCGCGCCCUGUCCGCUGCUGAAGCCGCCGCCACCGCCGUACGCGCCGCUGCCCCCCGACGACGACGGCGUCGUCGACGACCCCAAAGUCACGCUCGAGGGCAAGGACCUCUGGGAGAAGUUCCACAAGCUGGGCACCGAGAUGGUGAUCACCAAAAGCGGCAGACGUAUGUUUCCUGCCUACAAAGUUCGCGUUUCUGGUCUUGAUAAAAAAGCAAAGUACAUUUUGCUAAUGGACAUCGUAGCUGCCGACGAGAGCAGAUACAAAUUUCACAACAGCCGAUGGAUGGUUGCGGGGAAGGCGGACCCUGAGAUGCCCAAGAGGAUGUACAUCCACCCGGACUCCCCCUCCACGGGGGAACAGUGGAUGCAGAAGGUGGUCUCCUUCCACAAACUCAAGCUGACCAACAACAUCAGCGAUAAACACGGAUUCGAGUUCAUCUAUAGCCAAAGCCAAAGGAUGUUGUCCAAGUUGCUGUGGCCCAAUUCAUCGCCUAGUGCACCAAGAGACCCCCACUCAGACCAUUUGUGUGUCACGCAGACGAUCCUGAACUCCAUGCACAAGUACCAGCCCCGGUUCCACCUGGUGCGGGCCAACGACAUCCUCAAGCUGCCCUACUCCACCUUCAGAACGUACGUCUUCAAGGAGACGGAGUUCAUCGCGGUCACGGCGUACCAGAAUGAGAAGAUAACGCAACUGAAAAUCGACAACAAUCCCUUCGCGAAAGGGUUCAGAGACACGGGGGCGGGGAAGAGAGAAAAGAAUCUGUCGGUGUAUCGCAGGCAGGCGCUGCUGACGGCGCGCGCCGACCGCGACGACGACGAUGAGCGGCCGCUGGACGUGGGAGGCCCCUCCAGCCCGCCCCCGCCAACCACCACGCACUCCAGCUCAUGGUUCAGCUCGAGCGGCGGCGGCGGAGACUCCGGGCCGGACGAGGCCGGCUCGGACUCGUCGUGCUCGGGCGGCGCGCGGGCCCCGUCACCCCCCGCCGGCCCGUCGCGGCCGUCCCCCCACUCCCCCGCGCCCGAUGUGUCCCUCGGCCCCCCCGUCCAGCCGCCCCUCCUGCCCUACCUGUACCCCCCCUCGCUGUAUCCCCCGCCGUUCUUCCCCCCGCACCAGAUGCCGCCGGGGCUGCUAUUCAACCUGCACCCGCUGCUGCAGCAGUACUCGCUGCCGCCGCCGCCCGCGCCCCCCGCGCCGGCUCCCGCGCUGGGCAAGGCGCACCGGUUCGCGCCGUACGCGCUGCCCGGCCUGGGCUCGGCGUUCGAGCAGGUGGCGCCGCGCGCGCGGAGUCUCAGCUCGUCGCCGGCGCGGGUGCGCGCGGGCUCGCCGCCGACGCGCGCGGCGUCCGCCGACCCGCCGCCCGACGGCGUCACCCCCGCCGGGCCCGUCACCCCCGCCGCGCCCGCCGCGCCCCGCGCCUCCGACCUCAAGAGCAUCGAGCGCAUGGUGAACGGGCUGGACGUUGAGACGCAGGACUGACUCGAGUGUACAUAGAAUGUAUUUAUGUGUCCCGGUGGGGCGUCGUUUUGUAUCGUUCCUAUUUCGUUUUCGUCUCUCGUUCUUUCGGGUUUUCGUACCGUGUACAUAGUUAAGCUUCCUAGAUGGCCGUUUAGAAGUUUUUUCGAUGUUUUUAUAUGACCUGCAUGUGGCCGGAUCUCGGCUAGAUUCGACGAUGUUACAGUACAAAAUUUUAUAAUUACGAGGCGUUGUUUAACGUCGCGAUAGGAGUUUGUAAAGUGCAAGGGGACGGUGGUCAACGAUGGGCCACCAAGAAAUUAAUCGAUAAAUAAUUGUAAAUGUUUUGUUAACAUCUCGUAGUCCCUGAAUAUAUUUUAGGCGUAUGAAUUGUUAAAUUAUUAUUAUUGUUUGUUGAAAGUAUCACCGCCAUAUGGGGUCAUGUUCUAACACGUAGUGAGUCACAAUAGUUUUCACAUUAGCUACCUACUCCACUGCAAUAGACAUAAGAUUAGUCAAGAUGUAACGGCGUGAGCUUCUGGGAUAUUGGAUUUUUCAAAAUACACCAGCUGUACUUUAAAGAAUUGCCUGCAUUAUAGCUUGUACAAAGAUUAUAAUAUAAGAACAGCUGUAAACCGGUGUUUGUACAACUAAUCUUAUAAUCUACUUUUUGAUUAGAAAAUAAUUUAAAAUCGCAAGCAUAGCCACAAGACCAAAAAUUGUCAUUGAAAUAGUAUUUAAAAAACGCUAAGUGAUUUUAACGUUAUUUUGCAAGUUGCAAUUGUAUGAUUUGUCACCAAAUCUAAAGCUCACGUCGUUGUUAGAAUUCGUUUUAUUUCCCACUAUAUUAGAGUAAAUUGACGACGUUGCUUUAUUUUGUAAAUACAAUCAUAAGGUAUAUUAUUUACAUGUUUAAAUAGACAUAUUUUUAAAAUAUGUUUUGUCAAUUGUGCUGUGAGAAGAGUGCGCUUAGUUGUUCAUUAGAUUGUUCGGUAUUAUGUUGGGAACUUAUGUUUAUAACAAAUCAUGAAAAAAUUAAAAUCACAUAAUAUUUUGAAUCAUUGUUGAUUGUACUUCUAUCACGUGAGUAAACUGUUAUAGAGCAAGUCUAGUCCCUUAGAACUACUUGUAAGAAAAUUUCAAAAUUAAAAUCAGCAUAAAAUUUC
This is a messenger RNA of Aricia agestis (brown argus), 2950 nucleotides long. It is a transcript of the gene bi, whose product is annotated as T-box transcription factor TBX3. The record is from RefSeq and is a predicted model, not a curated record. The coding region runs from base 171 to 1808 and encodes 545 amino acids. Gene Ontology annotation, cellular component: nucleus. The transcript has 8 exons. NCBI's taxonomy places the organism in Eukaryota, Metazoa, Arthropoda, Insecta, Lepidoptera, Lycaenidae. Gene Ontology annotation, molecular function: DNA-binding transcription factor activity, RNA polymerase II-specific; RNA polymerase II cis-regulatory region sequence-specific DNA binding. Gene Ontology annotation, biological process: regulation of transcription by RNA polymerase II; positive regulation of DNA-templated transcription; cell fate specification.